This is a messenger RNA of Chenopodium quinoa (quinoa), 1608 nucleotides long. RefSeq lists its product as uncharacterized. Bases 1 to 1608 code for a protein of 535 amino acids. The transcript has 5 exons. The record is from RefSeq and is a predicted model, not a curated record. NCBI's taxonomy places the organism in Eukaryota, Viridiplantae, Streptophyta, Magnoliopsida, Caryophyllales, Amaranthaceae.
AUGGCUCUUAAAGGGAUUGAUAAUUCAAAGGCUCCAAGUAUUGAUGGUUUUAAUUCCCUUUUUUUUAUGAAAUCUUGGAGUCUUGUGAGGAAUGAGGUGUAUGAAGGUGUCUUAGAGUUUUUUAAGAACUGGAUUGCUUUAGUUCUCUAUGAGAUUAUUGAUGAUUCUCAAGCUGGGUUCAUCCCUGGUAAGCAUAUUGAGCACAAUAUCCUUCUUGCUACUGAACUGAUCAAAGGAUACAGUCACAAGAACAUCACCCCUAGAUGCAUGAUAAAAAUUGAUCUAAAAAAGGCUUAUGAUUCAGUUGAAUGGGGCUUUUUGGAAUCUGCUAUGGUUGAGCUCAGUUUCCCUGGCCAGUUUAUUGCUUGGGUUAUGGGAUGUGUUUCUUCAGUGCCUUAUUCCAUUAUGAUUAAUGGUGCUCCUACUGCACCUUUCUCUGCUAAGAAGGGGCUUAGACAGGGAGACCCAAUGUCCCCCUUCCCAUUUGCAAUUGGAAUGGAAUACCUUUCUAGAUGCUUCUCUAAACUGCAUCUCAAUCUUGAUUUUAACUAUCAUCCCAGAUGUGAGAGACUGGCUCUUACUCAUCUUAUGUUUGCUGAUGACUUGUUGAUGUUUUCUAGAGCUGAUGCUGGUUUUGUCUCCCAUUUCUUUCAAGCUUUCACUAAGUUUUCUGAGGCCUCAGGACUGUCUGCUAAUUUAGAUAAGAGUGAAGUCUAUUUUUGGGGUUUGUCUAUUGAUGAGCAGGCCACACUUAGAGCCUUGAUCGGGGUUGCUCCUGGUUCAAUCCCCUUUAGAUAUCUUGGUGUCCCUCUGUCAUCCAAGAAGUUAACUAUUGCUCAAUGUAAACCUUUGAUUGACAAAGUGACUGUUUUGAUCAAUGGCUGGACUGCUAGAAAUUUGACUUAUGCUGGUAGGCUUCAGCUCAUUAGAAGUGUUCUAUUUGGUGUGCAAACUUACUGGGCUCAGAUUUUUGUACUUCCUAAGAAGGUGUUGAAAGAAAUUGAGGCUAGAUUUAGGGUCUUUCUUUGGACUGGGAAGUGUAACCCCUCCAAGAAAGCUUUGGUCUCCUGGUUUCAAGUGUGUCUUCCCAAAGUUAGUGAAGGAUGGAACUUGAUCUCUCUUUAUGAGUGGAAUCUUGCAGCCAUUACUAAACUUCUCUGGGAUUUGGCUCACAAAAUUGACAGCCUUUGGGCUUCAGAAACAGUGCAACAUUUGUUUUUUGACUGUGCUUACAGCAGAAACGUUUGGCUCCAAGUCUUAAGGCUGUUUGGAGUUCAGAGAAAUAUUAGUGGGUUUGAUGUUGAAAGGAAUGCUAUGAUCUUUAUAGGAAGUUCAAAGCCUGUUGAAGUGGUUUUUAGGGAUAUUUUGUUCUCUGUUCUUGCUUUAUUAUUGGGCUCUCUUGUGUUGUUGCCUGUCUGGUCUGUCUUCCUUCUGGUAACCCUUCCUAGAAGGUGGAUCCAGGUGGUUGAUACUCUAGGUCAGGUUUGGGUUGGGUUGUCCAGUGUUCCCUUCAUAGAAGGUGGCUUUGUCCUCCUCUUCCCUUGUGUGGGUGUGUGGCUCUUCGAGUCUUGUGGUAUUCUGUGGUUUUCUUCGUUGAUUUCAGCUUAG